AUGACUCAAGAACGAGUCCUUGAAAUCAAAGAUCAAAACGAAAUUCGAAAUUACUUCACUGCAUUGCAACUGUCAAAUCAAUCAAUAUCCACUCUGGAAUCACUUCAACCCCAAGACCUCUCCGAUCAACUAGUCUACCUGACCAUCCAAAUAAUUGAUGUGUUGGAUUAGGACGUCUUCAUAGGAGCUGUUUCCUAAAACAAUCAAGUCGUCAUCUACCCAUUAGGUUGUGAAUCCCCAGUUGAUGGAUAACCUCUCUAUUUUGACAAAUAAGCCUACACAGCAUGCAUCCUAGAUCCCAAUCAUCUGUACAAACCUACCAAAUCAAUUGUCACUCUCUACUCCAACUUCAACGAUCCCAUCAAACCAAAAAUAUUCAACAAAUUCAAUAUCCUUGCCCUCAAACACCAAUACGAAGAUGAAAUCUACUUCAAUGUCAUCAAAUACAUCCAACCCACAUUCAAUAAUCAAAUCAACAAAUUGCAACUCUACUAACAACUAAUCAAUAACUUCAAUCUCACACUCAAAGAUCCUUUGGCCUCAGAACUAUUGGCCUUGCACCUACUCUCCUCCUCCAAAUAUGAAACCUAUGCUGAAGGUGCCAGGUAAAUAUUCAACAUUUAUGGGCUGUCUAAAAACGAUGCUGAAAACCUCAAAUCUGUCCUACAAUCCAUCUAUUCCCCUACACUCUAUAUUCCCCUUGAAUACGAGUAUUUGGCCAAUAUUGAAACUCUAUCCAAAAAGAAUUUCGAUGAAAACACCAUUUCACAAGGACUCCUUUGCAUUCCCACUAAUAUCAACUCUCAAAUCGUAGUAGAUGAAACAUUGAUGAAGGAGGGCUAAAUUUCAGGAAAGACAGUAUAAAAUCUCUAAAACAUCCAAAAAUUUAUUUAACAUUCCAAAAUUGGAAUCGACUUCCAAUACUCUAUGGUGGAAGUACCAGUCCAAACGAAUGUACUCAUACUUUCAACUGGGAAGAGUUUUAUAUAAACUGCCGAUUCAAUCAAAAUUAAUCCACAGGUUCCCACUCAAAAUACACCCAUCAAUUAUCAAGGAUUAGAAGAGUUUGUUAGUUAGGUUCAUUAACAAUAAUAACUAUUGAAUAUUGAUGAGGAAUUGAAAAAAAAAAUAAAUUCAAGGUAUAUUGAAUUAAGAUAACUGAAUGAUUUGAAAAUUGAUGUCAAUAACUUGAAUAAUUGGAUCUUGCAGAUGAAAAUAUUGAGUGUAAUCAAGUAGGAAGAGUCCAAUUACAACAAUUUUGAAUAUGCUGUCAACUUGGACAUUGAAAGAAUCAAAAGAAACAUGUGA
Messenger RNA from Paramecium tetraurelia, 1308 nucleotides. RefSeq lists its product as uncharacterized. The record is from RefSeq and is a predicted model, not a curated record. The transcript is spliced from 2 exons. Gene Ontology annotation, biological process: DNA-templated DNA replication. Gene Ontology annotation, molecular function: chromatin binding. Lineage: Eukaryota; Ciliophora; Oligohymenophorea; Peniculida; Parameciidae.